This is a messenger RNA of Ilyonectria robusta, 441 nucleotides long. RefSeq lists its product as uncharacterized. Lineage: Eukaryota; Fungi; Ascomycota; Sordariomycetes; Hypocreales; Nectriaceae. Bases 1 to 441 code for a protein of 146 amino acids. The transcript has a single exon. The record is from RefSeq and is a predicted model, not a curated record.
AUGGGUUUGACCGUGACCUGCCCGGAGGACAUUCUUAUGCGGGAGCUCCCAAAGCCGCUCCACAACCACCAGUAUGUACCGGGCGCACACUCCCAUGCCAACUUCGCCCGAAACGUCAUCCCUCGGACCCGGCGCUUUUUUGCCCGCCACCUAGGCGGUGGGCUUAACCAUCGCGACCACCUCCCCAGAGGAUGCCUCCCCCUGCGCAGGCCGCAGGACUUCAGGAUUGCGCACUUUCUCGUGGGGGUUGGGAGCGCCGCUGCCGGUGUGGGCGUGCUGUUUGUAGACCACGAGAGUGGCAGCGUUGUCGGCGGCGAGGGAAAGGCGCGCGAGGUAGCCGAGGCGCCGCUCAUUGUCGUGACGCCGCCGGUUGAGGCGAACCGGAGAUGCGAGUGGUGGUUUGGGGCUGGUGGUGCUGCGCUUCAGAUGAAAGCACGGUAG